Molecule: messenger RNA, 975 nt
Organism: Patella vulgata (common limpet)
Lineage: Eukaryota; Metazoa; Mollusca; Gastropoda; Patellidae
Product: FMRFamide receptor-like
Exons: 1
Coding region: 1-975 (324 amino acids)
Biological process (GO): G protein-coupled receptor signaling pathway
Cellular component (GO): plasma membrane
Molecular function (GO): G protein-coupled receptor activity
Source: RefSeq, a predicted model, not a curated record
AUGAUACCUAUUAUCUGUAUUAUUGGCAUCGUUGGAAAUACGCUUGCCGCGGGUGCCUUUCUCAGUGCAUCUUUACGAACGACCUCAUGUUGCUUGUAUCUAGCAGUAAAAUGUUUGUCGGACAUAGGAUUCCUAUCGUCUUUGUUCAUCGUUUGGUUGUACAGGGUUCACGUCCCGAUCUUCAAUACGAACGGCCUUUGUCAACUCUACGUGUUCCUGUCCUACAUAUGCGCCUUUUUAUCAGUAUGGCUAGUUGUGAUCAUAACGUUUGAGAACUUUAUUCGAAUCAGUCAACCGCAAUGGGUUGGUAUAAUAUGCACCCCACGGACGGCUAAAAUUGUCAUCGUCGUGUGCGUUACUAUGUCUCUUAUAUUUUAUAAUUACCCACUUUGGACGGCGGGUAUAGUCAACGUGGAUGGUUCAGCACUGUGUUCUACGCGAGAACAGUUCCAGAACGUGGUUAUGGUAUUGACGUAUGUGGAUACUUUCCUGACCCUCAUUAUUCCUUUCGUGAUCAUGUUGAUCCUGGUACCCCUUAUUACCAUUGCUGCUCUUCAAGCCUACGAGAGAAAAAAACGACUGUUUCGAAAUGCGCGCCGAGAGAGCAAGGGAUCUAGUCCAGAGACACAAGUAACAAAACUUUUAUUUGCUGUGUCUGUUGUGUUUUUGGCCCUCCAUACUCCUGGCCACGCUAUUCGCGUUAAACUGAUGAUCGUGAAAUUUCUUCAGCAUGUUUCGCCUUCGUAUCUUGAUGUGACAUUACAAAGACUUUUUGAAAUAUUUUAUUAUAUGGAUUUUUGUUUAAGUUUGGCUGUAUAUCUGAUUUUUGGUGCUAAUUUUAGAAAAGUCUUUGCUGCUUUGUAUUUCAAAAAAUGUCAGCGACAAAAUGAACUUCGAAGAAUUCAGGCUAACGUCAAUAAUACUGUGUCUAAACAUUUACUGAAAGAAAACGGCCAGUCGGGGGUAGUUGUUUGA